This is a messenger RNA of Phaedon cochleariae (mustard beetle), 3363 nucleotides long. The record is from the annotation of a GenBank genome assembly. NCBI's taxonomy places the organism in Eukaryota, Metazoa, Arthropoda, Insecta, Coleoptera, Chrysomelidae.
GCUUUCUGUUUCUUCAACACCGGCAACACUGGCUCUUUGGAUCAAUAUAAUCAUUUUCGAGAAUUUUGAAUUUGUUGAUUGGAUAAUAUUUAUAUCCUUGUUAAUAAAUCUGAGGGGGAUUUCUGCCAAAUAUCUUGCUAAUAGACGAAAUGGUAAUGAUAUUAUAUUCUAAUGAAAAUAAUCCAGCAACUUUAAAGUUGUUGGUUGCUAAAAACUUUGCCAAUAUUUCUGUUCCAGUCAAAAUUGUGAGUCCACAUGAAAAGUCACUAAGGCAACCAAAUCUCUUACCAUACCUGGAAGUUGAUGAUGAAAGGUUUUACCGAUUUUUUAGUUCUAAUGCAGCAUUAUGUUUCAUUUUACCUCCUGUAGAGAAUGUUACAGAGAUUCACAACUGGUUAGAAUGGGAAGCAACCGAAUUAUCACCUAAUUUGGCAUUCCUAUUUGGAGCUUCAUCAAAAAGCAUAAAAAUUAGGAAUUCUGUUUGCAAUGCUUUGACAACUCUAAAUGAUCAUCUUCAAAAUAAACAAUAUCUUGUUGGGGAUUCUGUAUCAUCUGCAGAUAUUGCAAUAUGGAGUGUACUGUAUCCUUUAACUACAUGUACUAAAACUACCACUGAAUACCUUAAACACCUCUCGAAACUAUCAGAGUGGAUUGCGAAUUUAGAAAGAAAUACAACUUUCAAAGAAGCAUUAGCUACCUUUAAAAUUGAUAGCACUUCAUAUAGUGCCUUACUAGCAGGCGCUAAAUACCUUGUACCUUCAGAAUUCAAUGAUGCCCCUAAAACUGAAAAUAAGAAUCUUCAAAACAAGGAAAAUGAAUCACCACAACAUAACUCUGAAGCAGCAACAAAGGAAGAAAUACAAGCAGCCGAGGAGGCAUGGAAAAAAAGUGUUUCAAAUAAACUAAAACCAGAUAGCAAAUGUGUUUUGCCAGUGCCAGGAGAGCGAAAUGUACUGAUCACAUCAGCUUUACCUUAUGUCAAUAAUGUGCCCCAUUUGGGUAACAUAAUUGGAUGUGUGUUGUCAGCAGAUGUGUUUGCUAGAUAUUCUCGCUUAUGCAACAAUAAUACAUUAUACAUAUGCGGGACAGAUGAGUAUGGUACCGCUACCGAAACUAAGGCACUUGAGGAAGGUCUCUCAUGCAAGGAGAUUUGUGACAAAUAUCAUAAAAUCCAUGAUGAAAUCUACAAAUGGUUCAAUAUUAGCUUUGAUCACUUCGGAAGAACAUCAGAACCUGAACAAACAAACUUGUGUCAGGAAAUGUUCCUCACACUUAAUAGCAAUGGUUUCACAUUCACAGAAUCAGUUGAUCAGUUACAUUGUGAGAAAUGCAACAAAUUUUUAGCUGAUAGAUUUGUUGAAGGUGGCUGUCCUAAUAUCGGAUGUACCUACGAAGAUGCUAGAGGUGACCAAUGUGAUGGGUGUGGCAAAUUAGUCAAUGCCAUAGAACUCAAGAAUCCCAGGUGUAAAAUCUGUGGACACACACCUAAAAUGAAGUCUUCUAACCAGUUUUUCAUCGAUUUACCGAAGUUGGAGCCUCUUGUUCGCCACUGGAUACAACUUUCUGGACCCGGCUGGUCAAACAAUGCACAGGUAAUAGCGAAAUCAUGGCUAAAAGAAGGCCUUAAACCAAGAUGUAUAACAAGAGAUCUGAAAUGGGGCGUUCCAGUACCACUAGAUGGCUUCAGAAAUAAAGUGUUCUAUGUCUGGUUUGAUGCCCCGAUUGGAUAUUUGUCCAUCAGCAAAGCAUACACGAAAGACUUUGAAAAAUGGUGGAUACCGUCCCAAGAGACUCAGGUUACCCUUUAUCAGUUCAUGGCCAAAGAUAAUGUACCAUUCCACUCAGUUUUGUUCCCUGCCAUGUUACUGGGAGCGAAUAAGGGGUAUACUACUGUGUCACAUUUGAUGGCCACGGAAUAUUUGAAUUACGAAGACGGUAAAUUCUCGAAGUCGCGAGGGGUGGGUGUUUUCGGUACUGAUGCGCAAAGUACGGGUAUCCCUUCAGACGUCUGGAGAUUUUAUUUACUUUACGUUAGACCGGAAACUCAGGAUUCGAGCUUCAGUUGGAACGAUCUCGUCACCAAAAAUAACUCCGAGCUUUUAAACAAUCUUGGAAAUUUCAUUAAUAGGGCGUUGAUGUUUGCAAAGAAUAAUUUCAACAGAUCAGUUCCCAAAAUGGAUCUCAAUAAUGACGAUUAUAACCUCCUAGCAUUAUGUACUAGAGAAUAUAAAAGUUAUGUAGCUGCUGUAGGAAAUGCCAAGUUGAGGGAUGGUAUUCGUCAUAUUCUUGCUAUAUCCAGACAUGGGAACCAAUAUAUGCAAGCUAAUCAGCCUUGGGUGCUUCUCAAAGGAUCAGAUGAAGAAAAGUUACGUGCAGGUACAAUAAUUGGAGUUUGUUGUAACUUGGCUUGUCUCCUAGCAACACUGCUUCAACCCUACAUGCCUGAUACUAGUGAAAGCCUCAGACAGCAAUUGAAUACUUCUAAUGUUGUUAUUACUCCAGACAACAUAGAAAUUGUAACUAUGCUUCCAGCUGGUCACCAAUUGGGCGAUCCAUCGCCACUGUUUGCUAAAAUUGAUCCGGCUCAAGCAGAAGAACUAAAGAAGAAGUUUGCUGGAUCGCAAAAUGAUAGAAUUGGGGAUAAUGUUGAUUUGAGAAACAUUGAGGAUCAAAUUGCAAAACAGGGUGACAAGGUUAGGGCUCUGAAAUCGAGUGGUGCAAAUAAAUCCCUGUGGCAACCUGAAGUUGCUAUAUUAUUGGAAUUGAAGAAAAAAUUGGAAGCGGCUCAAAAAUCCAAAUCGGUUAAUAGCGCCUGUGUACCUGACCAGCAGUUGAAUGGCCUUGCAAGCACUGAGGAAAUUAAAAAACUAGAAGAAGAAGUAGCUCAACAGGCUGAUAAAGUGAGGGCUUUAAAAUCAAGUGGUGGAAAUAAAUCUGUAUGGCAACCUGAGGUCACCAUCUUAUUGAAUUUGAAGAAAAAACUGGAAGCAGCGCAAAAGUCUGGGCCUGCUCACAACACAGUUGUUCCUGCACAUCAUCCAAUAUCCAAUGAUACAGCAAAUCCAGAUGAGAUCAAAAAAUUAGAAGAAGAAGUAACCAAACAAGGUUUGGUGGUGAGAAAACUCAAGGAAGGAGGAGCUGCCAAAUCCGAAUGGCAACCUGAAGUAAACAAACUUCUAUCUCUGAAGAAGCAUUUGGCUGACCUGUCUGGAACGACCUCUGUGGAAACUCAAAAAAGUAAAAAAGGAAAAAAAUAAGUCGAAUGAAUGAUAUAGGGAGUGUAAGAUUUAGUAAUUUAUUUAGGGGAGGUGUAAGGUAUGAAUUUUUAUAAGUAUGUGAGUUAUAGUACACAAUUCAAAUACC